AUGUUGAUAAAAUUCUUAAAUUUUUUCAUAAAGAAAAAUAAUUAUUUUCAAUUAAAAAAUUACACUUUCAAAUUUGAAAACAAAAGAAAUUAUGAUUCACGACUUUUCAGAAAAAGCGUUAGGAAAUUACUUUAUUUUUUUUAUAAAGAAGUUCAUCCAGAUUUAACCAGCAAUUUACCUGAUGAUUUGAAAAAAGUAAAUAAUGAAUCAUUAAGUGUUUUAAAUUCAUAUAUUGAUAUUUUAAGUUCAUCAAAAAAAAAUGAGAAUAACAUAUUUUUAGAAAAAAGUUUAGUAUUUUUUAAGGUUUUUGAGAAUUCUGAAAAUAAAAUAAUUAAAGGAAGAUAUAAAAAUAUUAUAAUUAAAUUGCCAACAAUAUCGAAUAAUUUAUCUUUUGAUGAAAAAGAAAAAAUUACUGCAAAAUUAAUUUAUGAUAUUAAAAAUUCUUUAGAAAAAACAAAAAGAAAAAACAUCUUUAAUGAUGAUAUUGAAGAAAUUGAAAUUACUGACAACAUUCUUAGUACAAAAGAAACUAAAAAAAGAGGUGAUAUUAAUAAUAUUUGGGAAGAUUUAACAAAUCAUGUAAAAGAUACCGAAGCAUUAUAUCAACCGUGUGAAGAAGAGAUAGAAUUAAAAAAAAAAAAAAAGAGUUAUUUUUAUUAUAUAAAAAAAAAAUUGGAAUUAAAAUUUCAGAAAAUAAAUCAUAAAAAAAGAAGAAAAAAAAAAUUACAAAAAAUUAAUGAAAUUGCGAGUAAAAUAGUUCAAGAAAAAUUUCCCUAUAAUAAUAAAAACAAUUAUGAUCAGAUACUAAUCAAUCAAAGUUAUCAAAUUAUUCAAAAUGGAUUUAAUCCCAAUUUAAUCUUUUUCCACAAAGAUAUAAAUGAAAAAGAAAAAAGAAUAGGAAUAGAAAAUUUAUGUGGAAUGCAUUUAAAAGAUGAUGCAGAUAAAUGGUUAUUAGAAAAUUGUCUUAAAUUAUUGAAAAAUCAUAAAACACCUAUUCCAUUAGUUGUCUACUCUGAAAAAAAAAUUCAAUUAUCAUUAACAUAUGGAUUCAUAUAUAUUCCUUAUGAAUUUUGUUUAAAUGAUUUAUUUACGUUCUUAGAAGAUAAUAUUGAUAAAGCAAGGAAUAUUAGAAAAAAGGUAUUAGAAAGCUUUGAAUUAUGA
Plasmodium gallinaceum is the source of this 1161-nucleotide messenger RNA. Its product is annotated as conserved protein, unknown function. Bases 1 to 1161 code for a protein of 386 amino acids. The transcript is spliced from 3 exons. Lineage: Eukaryota; Apicomplexa; Aconoidasida; Haemosporida; Plasmodiidae. The record is from RefSeq and is a predicted model, not a curated record. Gene Ontology annotation, cellular component: mitochondrion.